Delphinapterus leucas (beluga whale) is the source of this 1113-nucleotide messenger RNA. The record is from RefSeq and is a predicted model, not a curated record. NCBI's taxonomy places the organism in Eukaryota, Metazoa, Chordata, Mammalia, Artiodactyla, Monodontidae.
AUGGGAUUGCUGUGGGACCUGGAGAACAAUCUACCACUCAGAGAUACACGUGACUUUUCACUUGUAGUAGAUGUUAAAGGCUACCUCUUCGAUGAGAAUGUUAUUAUUUCUCCAUUCUUGUUUCUCCUCCUCUUCUUCACUGUCAUGCGAGAAACACACCAGUUCAAUGGCCUGGGGUCAGAAGCACACCACAGUGAAGGGAUUCAUCCUGCUGGGCCUCACAAACAGCGCAGACCAAAAACAACUCAACUCCCCUUUGCCAUCUUCCUGCUGAUCUACUCUGUGACUCUGGUGGGCAACCUGGGCCUGAUAGAUGUGAUCCACGCCAGCGCCACCCUCCACACCCCCAUGUACUUCCUCCUGGGUGUGCUUUCCUUCCUUGACAUCUGCAGUGCCUCCGUGUUCACUCCCAGGCUGCUGAUCAACUUCGUCACCACUGACCAGUCCAUCUCCUUCGUGGGCUGUGUGGUCCAGACGGCCCUCAUGAUCCUCCAUGGCACAAGGGAGUGUCUGCUUCUGGCCAUGAUGGCCUAUGACCGAUUCGUGGCCAUCUGCCCCCCUCUCCUCUACCACACCAUCAUGUCCAAGCAUUUGUGUGUCCGGCGGGCGUCCUAUGCUGCUGGGGUGUUCAUUUCAGCUGUUCAGACAGGGAAUGCCUUCAUCUUGCCCUACUGUGGUCCCAACAUCAUUGAUCACUACUUCUGUGACAUCCCCCCGAUGCUCCAACUGGCCUGCUCAGAGACAACCAUGGCCAAUGUCAUCUUGCUCGUCUUUUCUGCCUUGGUCACUGUCCCCACAAUCUCAGUCAUCUUGGUCUCGAAUGCGUACAUCCUGGCCACAAUCUGUAGGAUGAGGUCCUUGGAGGCCCAGCGCAAGGCCCUCUCCACCUGUGCCUCCCGCCUCACUGCCCUCUCGCUUUUCUAUGGGUCUGUAUUCCUUGUAUAUGUCCAACCCAACCCUGAAACUGCCUCAGCCUGUAACAAGAUCCUCUCUGUGUUCUACACCAUUGUGUUCCCCAUGCUGAACCCACUGGUCUACAGCCUAAAGAAUAAAGAUGUCAAGGCCUCUGCACAAGUUAGGGUUCUUAAGCUAAGCAGAAAAGUAAUUUGUUAG